UUUGAAAACGCAUGACGUGAUGACUGAUGCCUUCAAAUUUCAAUGUUGAUAAAAUUUUGUAAAUAAGAUGUAUUUAUAAUUUAAACUUAAUUAAUAAACAAAACAGUUAUCAAUAAACAUAUGUGGUUGAUAUAAUUAAGUCGGAAUUGAAUACUUUCGAAGUGAAAUAAUAAAUAAUAAUGAUGAAAUAUUCAACAUCUCCUACCCCUACGAAUUAUCCUAGAAGCACUUCACCACUACCUGCACCAGCAAACUAUCAGCCCACAACAGCUAGUGCAGCAGUAAAACGAUACAAAUAUUUGCGCAGAUUGUUCAAAUUCAAUCAAAUGGACUUUGAAUUCGCUGCGUGGCAAAUGGUUUACUUAUUUGUAUCGCCUCAAAAAGUGUUUCGGAACUUCAACUAUAGAAAACAUACAAAAUCACAGUUCGCGAGAGAUGAUCCUGCGUUUCUUGUUUUACUUAGUGUCUGGCUCUUUUUAUCUUCAGUAUGUUUCGCUUUAGCAAUGGGACUCACAUUGGGACAAACAGCAUUGUUUGUGCUCUAUGUUGUGUUUGUGGACUUUAUUGGCUCUGGCAUAAUCAUGUCCACAGUACUUUGGUAUGUUAGCAAUAAGUACAUGCGAGUGGACAUCACCUCGCCAGACGUGGAGUGGGGUUACGCAUUUGAUGUGCACAUCAAUGCUAUGUUCCCCCCACUAUCUCUAUUGCAUUGUUUUCAAAUACUUUUAUUUAAUAAACUACUAGUGCAUGGAGGUUUCUUAUCUUGUCUGGUGUCCAACACAUUUUGGCUUGCGUCUUUUAUAUAUUAUAUUUACAUCACAUUCCUAGGGUAUAGUAAUUUACCGAUGAUGAAAAACGCGCGAAUCUUCCUAUUCCCACUUCCUAUUUUGUUCUUAUUUUAUUUAGGUUCAUUAUUGGCCAGUUGGAAUCUAAGCCAUAUGUUAAUGGACUUCUACCAUUACAGAGUCUUGUAAAAUACUUGAAUACUUACAAAUAAAUAUAACACAAUUAUCAAAAAAUAAUAAUAUACUAAUUUUUUAUUGAACAAGUCCUAUGUAAUAUAAUGUUGUAAGAAAAUGAUAUUCAUUGCUAAUGUUAUUGAAUUGUACAUACUAUUUAAUAAUAAAUAUUUAACAAAUAAA
Zerene cesonia (dogface butterfly) is the source of this 1142-nucleotide messenger RNA. It is a transcript of the gene Unc50, whose product is annotated as protein unc-50 homolog. Bases 180 to 974 code for a protein of 264 amino acids. The record is from RefSeq and is a predicted model, not a curated record. Gene Ontology annotation, cellular component: Golgi membrane. Lineage: Eukaryota; Metazoa; Arthropoda; Insecta; Lepidoptera; Pieridae. The transcript is spliced from 6 exons.